CCCUUUCGUAAUCCCAUCUGAUGGGGCCCAGAACGGGGCCUCUGAAGGGCCAGGUGGAGCCCCCAAGGUGGAAGAGUUCCAUGCUGCCCAGUUGGCCCCUACAGGGGUCAUUCAGAGCACAUGCAGGAAACAAAGGAUUUCUCAGGAGGUUAACCUGGAGACACUGGCCCAGAAAGCCUCAGAGAUGGAGUCACUACCGCCGCACAUCGUCAAGGAGGAGCCCCACAGACCCUGGAGCCCCCAAAGGCCAGCGCCACGGCGAGGGACCUUGGAAAGAGAUUCUGGAGGCCACAGCGCCAAGCGGCCUCGUGAUGAGAGCAUGAUGCCCCUGGUCAUCCCUGUGUCAGUCCCUGUACGGAGGCCAGACACCCUCUCGUCCUCAUCCUCCCUAGACAGGGAGCACUCUAUCCUGGGCACAAGCUGGCCACAGCGCCCCUCCACGCUCCAGGACAUGACCAGCAUGAACCGCAAACCCUCCGUCAUCGUCACCCGCCGACGAUCGCUCAGGAACUCUCUGACGGACAGCUCAGGACAGAACGGCGGCACCCAGGGAGGGAAGGACGACGACGACGACGGAAAAAAGUCCAAACGGCGUCCCCGGCCCGAACCUCUCUUCAUCCCGCCUCCCAAACCUGGCACCUUCAUCGCCCCGACUGUCUACUCCAGCAUCACUCCCUACCAGAGCCACCUCCGCUCCCCUGUCCGGCUGAUUGACAACCCCCUGACCAUGCCCCCCUACACCCCCCCGCCCAUCCUCAGCCCUGUGAGAGGGGGAUCAGGUCUCUACUUCUCUACCUUCCUCUCCUCUGCUGCAGCUGCUGUCUCCAGCCAGGGUCUGCCUCCACCCAUAACACCCAAAUCAGCCACACGCAGCCUGCUGAGAUCCAACAGCGUUGACAUAACCCCACCAGUCCUCUCUGCAAUCGGCGAGGCCACUCCAGUCAGUAUAGAACCGCGUAUAAACAUCGGCGUCCGGUACCAGGCAGAGGUUCCAGAGCUGAGGCAGCGUUCAGCGGCCAAACACGACCAUCACAAAGCUUUGCUGGUCUGGGCUCCUCUCCACGACCUGGAGGCUAAACCUGGACACCACCAGAGAGUGGAUGACCUCAUGCACCUGUCAUGCUCCAGUGCUCUGCACGGAGGAGGGACCAAUCAGGAGCUGGUGCUGCACUGCCUGUACGAGUGCAAGGGUGACAUCAUGGGAGCGUUGGCCUUCCUGCUGUUGAAAAACCCUGUCUUCCCUAAGGACCACCGACUAGGAGACUACCACUACUCAGGGUCAGACAGCUGGACCUCAGUAGAGAGACGUUACUUCAACAAAGGGAUCGCUGCCUAUAAGAAAGACUUCUUCAUGGUCCAGAAACUGGUGAGCACGAAGACAGUGGCUCAGUGUGUGGAGUUCUACUACACCUGUAAGAAACGGGUAAAGAUCGGUCGGAACGGCGCUCUGAUCUACGGAGACACAGAGCCACCUGAGAACAGGAACACUGAUGAGGAGCUGGACCUCAAAUGCUCUCAGAGAUUAGAAUCUCGGAAGGAAGACGAAGAUAGCAGGAAGUGGGAGGCGUCAGCUGACAGGAAGCAGUGGGGCUCCAGUCCAAGCAGGAUGACACAGAAGGCUGGAGCAGUCCUGGUGUUGAAGAGUCAGGAGGGCUUGAGGAGAGACCAGACGUCGUCCCGUGUCGGUCUCCCUCCUCAGCUCCCUUCCAGCGCCUCCUCGAAACCACGACCGACCCCCAAGACCGGAACCAUAUCAGGGACCAAGGGCCCUGCCGGACCAGAGGGAGAGUUCCCCUGCAAGAAGUGUGACCGGAUCUUCUACAAGGUGAAGAGCCGCAGUGCCCACAUGAAGAGCCACGCGGAGCAGGAGAAGAAGGCCGCUGCGCUGAGGCAGAAGGAGGCGGAGGAGAGGGCAGAGGCCCAGGCGGCGGCGGAAGCUGCAGCGUUACUGGCCGCGCGGCAGAACGGGGCACGGGAGGGGAACACAGCUGGAGGAGACGGCGCUAACGAUGACUCAUCUGACGAAGACGAUGAUGUCGAGGAAGAUGAGGACUGGCACUGAGACCAUGAAGAUGGAAAGGGAGCCCACAAUAUAUUAUGCCGUUAUGGCAAGUGCACCCUCAAGUCAUCUCUAUGGCUAAGACGGACGGCCAGACAAACAAGACAGACUGACUGCUCCUCUACUGGCAGGGUGAGGGGAACAUAACAGAAGUACGAAGCCUCGGCUGCUCCUAGCGCUCUAGGGACAUUUUACGCCCUCUUGUGACACCUGCUUUAGCAGCAUUUGUCUUGAAACAAACUUCUUUUUCAUUUGUUUCAUGGAACAGGAUCGCCUAUCGUGACACUUUCAGGGACAGGUUUUCUCCCUCUUCCCUUUAACCUGCUUGUGAUGCGUUCAGGGUUACCCAUCUCUGACACGCCCCCACGGCUAUACAGUAGGGUAUGAAAGCCAUGCCAUCUCUCUCUCGAACGCCAUGACUUUUUUUCCUCCCCUCCUGUCUGCCAUCCUCCCCUGGCUUCUUCCUGUUCCUGUCAGCACUUUCAGCCAGUCACAGCACACAGACACUCAUCAGGUGGGAACUCAUAGCCACGCCCCCAGCCGUGUAGGCUUUAAAAAAACGAGAACACUGUGUGAUGCUUGGCAACGCAAGACUACAUGAACCACAAUGCAACCCGGCUUGGCCACUGCCCUGCGCUCUCUCUGCAGUUUGAUAUGCUGUGAAUAGAAGGAGAUAAAAUGAGUGAUUGGGACAAUGCAAUAUUGAAGUGGGAAGGACUUCUAGAUCAGGAAAAGCUCAGAUAGACUGAUGUGGUGGUAACACUACAUGUGUGGUGACAUGCCUACAUGUGAAGGACCGAUCUGUUUAGAGAACACUGCAUUGAAUGUGUUUCAUAGUCUUUCAUGUUUGGGACUUUUCCCACUCAAGACUGCCAAAAGCUUGUACAGAUGCAUCUGUCCUCAGUUCACCAAACUGGUUUCUUUCUUAGUUUCAAGUGCUGUACUUUUGGGUUUUAGUUUUGUGAAUCCCAACCUUGUCACUUUUUUUUUUUAAUAGAUUUGGUAUUCCUCCUCACUGUCGAUGCCUUGGAUGUUUUAAACACGUUUUUAUCUUUGAAUGAAUGACCAUUCAUUUUACAAAGGUUAUUUUUUGAUAUUCAACAAAUUACUGUUGCUUUUUUUUUUUUUGCUUAUUAUAUCAAAUGGUCAUUGUUGUUUCUGUUAAUUUGAUCAUUGUUAUUAAUAAUGUCACUGUCUCGUAUAUUAUUAUAUUGUUUUUGCGGCAGGUUGCUUUGAAGCUCUCUUUCUCAUUUGACCACAGUAUAGGGUUAUUUAUGACAUUGCUUUUGUUGUCUGUUUUGAACUGUGAGGUUUGAGAAGGAGAUCUCCAGAAAAAGAAGUCGGAGAAGAGAAGAGAAGAAAAGUACAUGUAAAUAGAAUGUGCAAUAGAACAACAACGUGAUCCCUGAUGCCCCCUCCCCCUAUCCUGUACCCAGAAUGCCCCUCUUUGUGCCCUCUCCAAAUUGGUCCUUAGUAGCUUUAUAGGCAGUUAACCUUCUGUCAACCAUAUCAUUACACCAGGAGGAUAGAGAGGGGGAAACAUGAUGUUGAAUUGAAUGGGAAGGUCUGCUCUGGUCAUUCUAUUUCUAUGGAGACGACUCCUAUUGUCUGGCCUAUUAAAAUAAAAUAAAAAAGGGCUUCCCAUAACAGUC
Oncorhynchus tshawytscha (Chinook salmon) is the source of this 3711-nucleotide messenger RNA. RefSeq names its product mitotic deacetylase associated SANT domain protein b (gene mideasb). Bases 185 to 2062 code for a protein of 625 amino acids. Gene Ontology annotation, biological process: regulation of transcription by RNA polymerase II; negative regulation of DNA-templated transcription. NCBI's taxonomy places the organism in Eukaryota, Metazoa, Chordata, Actinopteri, Salmoniformes, Salmonidae. The record is from RefSeq and is a predicted model, not a curated record. Gene Ontology annotation, cellular component: transcription regulator complex; histone deacetylase complex. The transcript is spliced from 12 exons. Gene Ontology annotation, molecular function: transcription corepressor activity.